Molecule: messenger RNA, 11634 nt
Organism: Galleria mellonella (greater wax moth)
Lineage: Eukaryota; Metazoa; Arthropoda; Insecta; Lepidoptera; Pyralidae
Product: peptidoglycan-recognition protein SC2-like
Exons: 6
Coding region: 24-1253 (409 amino acids)
Biological process (GO): peptidoglycan catabolic process
Molecular function (GO): N-acetylmuramoyl-L-alanine amidase activity; zinc ion binding
Source: RefSeq, a predicted model, not a curated record
UUAUCAGUCGGUAUUGUUUAACGAUGGAUGGUGCCAGUCGUGACUCAGCCGACGAAUUGAACUGUCGUGUACGAGGCACCAAAAAACCUCUCUCAAGACGUUCGGAAUUUAUUAUGGCAGCAAUGUUGUGGUACGACGCUGAUACUAACAGGAUGUCUCCAUCUUACAAUAGGAACUAUGGCUCCUAUACUGCUGAAAUGGUCGACCUGGAUGACCAGCCCAUAGUCAACGGGCCUCCUAAUAUGCCGACCAUCAAUAAUUUGAGCGUCACCAGAUCAUCCCGCGUGCACUUCGGCCCCAAAAUAACGAACGUGAAUCAAACUGUUCACUCCACCGAAGUAAUUAAAGGCCGUAUACUAGGCCUCGAGUUGGUGUCAACUAACACUGCCCCACGACUCCGAUGUACCGUUGCCGUCUUCGUGUGUUGGGCGCUCCUAGUCGCCUCUGCUCUUGCCUUCUGCAUUUUGUAUUUUGCAUUGUACAAACACCAAACCCUUCUAGAUAUAGAUUUACCUAUGUCAACGUAUCUGUGCAAUAUUCUAAAGAGCACCACCCUUACAGAAAGGUUGUCAUGCAUCGUUGCAACCGUUGCUGUAAUAAUUUGUAUUAUUGUCCUCAUAGUCUACGUGAUGACCGGCUUUAAAACUGGAUCAAAUACUGUUGAUGUCGCACCCCAUGAAUGGAAUAUCACGAAAGAGAUGUGGUUGGCACAUCCAUAUAAUUAUACGGAGACUACAAAGGAAUUUCAACCAAUAAAGCUUGUCAUCAUUCAGCACACGGUGAGCACCGAAUGCCACAAAUUCAUCCGCUGCGCAGCUGAGAUAAGAAACAUUCAAUCUUGGUACCUUCGAGAGUAUAACUAUGAUAUACCAUAUAACUUUCUCGUUGGAAACGAUGGUCGUAUAUAUGAAGGACGCGGAUGGGGCAUUGUAGGAGCCCAUACUAAGUUUUACAACCGUUGUUCAGUUGGCAUUGGAUUUAUUGGUGACUACCGCGAGGACGCAGGCACUCAACACACGAAAGUUACACAACUGCAAGUGAACAGAACCUUGAUGUUUUUGGAAGCGUCCGUUGAAGAAGGCCACCUUGAUCCCAACUAUGUUGUGAUGGGCGCUAAGGACCUGCAAAGCACAGAGAGCCCCGGCGCAAAUUUGUACAAAGCUAUUCAACAAUGGCCACACUAUGACGACAACAAACGUUACAGGAAUAAGACUUGUGAGGAAAUUUGGGUAAUGAUGGUAGAAAAUUAUUAAAUCCAUACCUGCGUAAAGCUUAUUAAAUCUAUAUCAUUUAUCAUAUAGUUAUGUAUGUAGUCUUUAAGUCAAUAUCAUUAUUUGUUGUUCAUUAUUAAGAGCAUGAAUGAUAAAAAUGUAAAAAAAAAGAUAUACGUUAGUUGAUAUAAGAUGUUAUUAUGUAAUUGCAUGUUUAUUGAUUCUAUUUUAAGAUAGUAUUAUAGAUAUUGCACAUCGUGUGGUCCCGGCGUAGAAUAGGCCACCCCACUAUCCCGUGGGUGUCGUAAGAAGCGACUAAAGGGAAUUUAAUGGCCGAGGGAUGGGCAGCAGCAUCCCUUUUAAAACAUCACCACAGCCUCACUGCGAUUACCAGCCCACCUAUCAAGCAUGGCAAACUACUGGCAAAAUCUCCCAAUAGGGGAAUACCAGUAGAACAAUGUUUGACAGUGAUGAUGGUAGAUAUUUUACCAAUAUACUAAAGGUAGACUUCAUACUAAAGUAAUCUGCAUGGUAUCUCUACCCCACUCGUAUCACUGCCGUGAAACAGCUGUGUUUGGUGGGAUAUGGCAGCAAAAUUACAGGAUACGGAGACAUAACGUCGUAGUCCUUAUGAAUGGCAAGGUCAAGGAAUCAUACAAUGGUUUCAUAGUGUAUUCUGUAAUGUCUAUGAUGUUGGUUACGUCUAUAGGCGACGGCUACCACUUUCCAUCGGGUGGGCUAUCAGUUUAUUUCCCAUUUUAAGUAGUAUUAAAAAAAAUAUGAUUAAUUAAUUUAAUUUAAUUUAUAAAAUAAACUAAAUUAAAAUUUAAUUAAUUUAAUUUUUUAUUUACAAUUUUGAAACAAACUAAAUUACGUUUUAUUAAACCAGCUGAACUGUGGCUGUGUCAGUGUGUUCAAUCUAUUGUUACUUAUUAACGUAAAUAUUUCUUUUUAACAAAAUAAGUAAUUUAAAAAUAAGAUAACGACCAAUAUAGACAUCGGCAAAUAACAAAAUCAUUAAAAGAUACGGCAAGAUAUGAAAUAAACCCAAUAAGAAAAAAAAAAUUAUCGCACAGUCAUACGAACACAAGUAAAUUUUGUUCUAAAAAAAACCAUUAACCAUUGAUAUAAUUUCUAUCAGAAUAAUCUGAAAGUUCUUUCAGAUAAAAAAUAAAUAAAAUCGGUUUAUAAAUAAUGAAAUUCUGAGUUAAUAAUAAAAAAAAAUAUAAUCUAAUUGAGGUCCUCCAGCGCUAUGAACCUACAAAGCACUAAGAAAUACACAAGGCUAUCGAAAAUGGACUUACUAGUGUACCUCACCAGCCAUCAUAGGUCUAGGUACAAAACUGGCAAAACUUACUUGGAAUAUCAAUUACCACAUGAGUAAUGCAUUUAUGUAUAUUAUACCUUUUGAAGUAGUCAAGUAAUUUUAAGUAAAUGUUAGUAAUGUUUAGUAAUAUUCAUUCUCUUUUUUGGUUUUUUUUUUUUUGUAAACUCAACUUUUCUUUGAAAAGCAAAGCUGAGUUUCUUGCCCAUUCUUCUCAGCGGUAAUUGCAUUGUGAAUGGGCGGUAGAGUCAAAUUAUUAAAUAUUAAUUAUUUUUAUUUAUCUAUUCUAAAAAUUACAACUAUGACAUUAUGACAAUUUUAGAUAUACUUAGAGCAUAAAAAUAUAAAUAUAUUCUAUUACAUGUUAUAUAACUGUUGGUUCAUAUAUACCUAAAAAAGAAAAAAAAAGUAGUAACAGUAAAUCUAUUUUUCGAUGUUACAUAUCUAAGUAUAGGUAAUUGUUUUAAUGUUUCAACGAUUUUAUUAAAAGCCGUGAUAAGAUUAUUUAUCGAAUAAAACAAAUGAGAAAAACACAUUUUUGCAAUCUUAUAAGCAAAUCGAGAUACAUAUUUCGAAAAAAAUAAUUUAGAAAGCACUACAUGAGCCAUAGUGCUAACAUUGUACAGAGCUGUUUGAUAAUAAUCUUACUACAGCAUAGAAUAACUGUAGGUUAAUUAUAUAAGAAAAGAUAUAUAGGUUAAAAGAGUUCCCUAGUUUUAGAAGUUGCGUGUUUUUACGCAAGCGUUGAUGUUGAGGUUCUGGGCUCGAACCUUGGCCUAAGCCGCCGUACACUGUCGAGGGAUGAUAGGUCAGUUUUAGUCAGAGACGAUUGGUAUUUUGAUUACCAGGAAAUGCGUGUGAUGAUCUUCGAGGCGAUCUUUGAGAUGGUUUUGGAGGUGUUCUCUGAGAUGGUUUUUGAGGUGAUCUUCGAAAUAAUUUAGAGGUGAUUUCUGCGAUGGUUUUUAGGUAAUCUCUGAGAUGGUUUAUGAGGUGAACUUCGAAAUAAUUUAGAGGUGAUCUCUGCGAUGGUUUUUAGGUGAUCUCUGAGAUGGUUUAUGAGGUGAACUUCGAAAUAAUUUAAAGGUGAUCUCUGCGAUGGUUUUUAGGUGAUCUCUGAGAUGGUUUAUGAGGUGAUCUUCGAGAUGGUUUUUAGGUGAUCUCUGAGAUGGUUUAUGAGGUGAUCUUCGAGAUGGUUUUUGAUGUGAUCUUUGAUAUGGUUUUUGAAGUGAUCGUUGAUGUGAUCUUCGAAAUAAAUAAAGCAAGUGAAAAAAGCAGAUGAGGGAGAGCAUGACAUCAUUAAGGACGCUGGCAUUUGUGGGCACGCGCUUUUGCGCAUGCCGUUUUCGAGGCAAUAGUAGUAGCGAUAGUUUUCAUGACUAUGAUAGAUUAUUGAUGAGGCUCUCCUUCGGGAUUAAGGUCCAUGCAAUGUGUUGCAUUCCACAAUUGAUUGCUGUAUGGAUGUAUUGAUGAGGUCGUAUUAUGAACAUCUAGAUGGAACUAAAAAAGAUAAGUGUGGGAAGAUUAUACUUCAAUUAACUUCCAUCUGUGUUGUGUGUUUUAAAAAUAGGAAUACUAUAAUUAUUGGAUUUGUUUGCUUAUUCGAGUCCAACUAAAUUACCUACGUAUUAAUUAAGCCAGUCAAUCUUUGGCUGUACGUGUGUUCAUUAUUUAAUUUAGUUGGAUUCGAACAGUAAAUAGAAUAUAAGUAAUUAUUUAUACUAUUCGAAUUUAGCCAAAUUAUGUACGUUCUUAUUAAUCCAGCCAAACUGACUGUGCGUGUGUUCAUUUAGUUAAUUUCGUUGGAUUCGAAGAGUAAAAAUAUUAUAAUACUUGAAUAUAAAUAUAUAGAUUAUAAAUUAAGGCAGCCGAACUGCGGCUGUGUGUGUUCCAUAUGUUUUUAUUAUUUGUUUUAUUUGCUAAACAACUUCGACGUUUCUUUUUAACAAAAACAACAAAUAAUAAAAAAAUAUAUGACAAGAAAUAUUGUAGUAACAUAAUGAUCUCAGUAAAAGUCAUACCAAGAUUAUUUAACGAUAAUAAAGCACUAACCAAAACAAAAAAUCCGUUUUCGAUUUUCCGUUGCAAUUCGAACAGUAACAUUAUAAAUGAAAAAUAUUCAAUAGCAGAAUUAACCAGUAUAUAGAGCAUUAUAAAUAAGUGAAAGCGAUGUAACAUUUGAAAAAAUUGAAAGCCAGAUUUAAAUAAAAAAGAUCAUGGAUCACAUUAAAAAGAUAGUAUUUAAAAUAAUAAAAGAAUAAUUUAUUAACCUUUAGUAAACAAAUGUCAAUAGGAAGCCGGAGUGUGAUCGAAAUUAUUGGCAUUCUUUAAGGAAUACUACAAGAGAAACUAUUUUUUUUUUUUCUAAAUAGACAUUAGCUGGAUAUGAACAAAAAAAUUUGUUGAUUUACAACUCAUGUUUUUCUAGAAAAAUGUUUUGUUUCACGGAUAGAACGCUCUUAUAAGCAUGUUCAUAUUAUAUUAAUAUCAUCUCGUAUUAAAUAUUACUACCAACAUUUUAUUCUAAAAUAUACUUAAUUGAUAAGUAGUAGUUAAGUACUUAAUAAGCGCUACAACAUUUUGUAUUAUAUAACGCUGUGGAUUGUUUUUGUUACCAGAGAAUUAGAUAUAAAUUACAACAAUAGCUUCGUCAACCAAAUCUGAAUUUACGACCUCUUAUACCAAUGUAAUAAACUAUUAAACUACGACAAUGCUCUCAAAAAUAAAAUAAAGGGAAAUAAGGUUUAACAGCCAAAAACCUCGCCCCUCACUUCUGCAAGACCUUAUAAUGAAGCUAAUUAUAAAUGAAAGAUAACCUAAAAUAUAUAACAAUGCAUUGCACGAGAUUGCUUAUUAUUAGUUAGGCUUAACUUACAGUUGUAAAAUGAAAAUAUAUACUAAUUAUGGUAAAUUUGGUUUGACCAAAUAAACCAAAUAUAAAUUUAUGGUUUUCUAUAUAAUAGAAACGAUAAAUGUAUUCAUAACAACGGAUGCGAUCCGAAAUUAUUCUAUAUAAUACUAUAAGUGUCAGCCUUUAUCAAGAAAUCUAGCUGUCAAACAGUAUUGCCAAAGAUGUGAGUAAAAUCGAAUUUGUGUUUUCUCGAUAUCAGGGAUUUGAUUUCUUUCAAUCGAUUCUAUAUGGAGUUUCUUGUACCGAAAUAAUCCUAUUCAAAUUUAGUGUUUUAGAUUUUAACCUAAUGAAAUUGUUACCUACAAUUCGGACAAUAUUAGCAUUUGUACAUAUUAAUAUUUUGUACUUUAUAUCAGCAUAAUUUAAAAUUAUAUAAUUUUAUGAUAUAAAAAAUAUGACCUACUUCAAUCGUAAUAUAAUUAAUAUGGAAACUAGGCAUCCACAUAAAAAUAAAUUCUAUCGAUUACAAAAAGAUUCACAAAAAUCCAUUCAAAAUUAGUAUUGAUAUCGAGUAAAAUACUUGCAAAUAAUCAGAGAAACAAGAAAAAGACAUUUUCGUUACUCACAUUUUUAUUAGAUAUUUUUAACGAAUUUGAGAUUACUAUAUUUUUAACAUUAAUAUUUUUAUUAAAUAAGAAAAACUAUUAGCUAUUGUGGCUAUUAUUUUUAUUAAAAUUAAAUAUUAUUGAAAAAGUAAAUUAUUUUAUUCAAUGUUAUAAAAUAAUAAAAGUAAAUAUUUUUAACACUAAUUUUCAAUAUUUUUAACAAAUAAGAGAAACAAUAUCUUUAAUCAAUAUAUUUUUUAACGACAUCAAAUAAAACUAAAUUACAUAAAACAUAUAAACGCAAUAAGGCGCGUGUCAAGGACAAACAUUCACUAGAAUAAAAAUUUUACUUAAAUAGAUUUCAGGCGUAAUUUUGAUUAAAUCCAGGCUCUUUUCGGAAUUGUAUUAAAUCAAAACGUACCAAAACCAAAACUCAGCGUAUCACUAGGUAUAGAAAUGAGAUUAAGUAAAUUGUGCCAAGAAGUUUGCAGAAUUUAUGCACAAGUUUCUCCGCUGUUAUUCGCAUGGCUUUCUCAUUCGGGACAUAGCACUGCUAAUAUUUCAAUAAUUUUUUCAUUGCACGUCACACCAGCUCUUGACGAAGGGUUACAAGUGGACGCUGCUUGCGUCAAUUUUCGUAAGGCCUUUGAUGCCAUUGACCAUGAUUUUCGUCUGGAGAAACUCGCAGCAACUCGAAAAUUAUAGUAAUUCUUUGCCAACAAUUUAUACAAAAGACAGCAGUACUUGGAAUAUAAGGAGCAAGUCUAUGAGCCUUACUUCAAAUUCUCUGAAGUAAGCCAAGGAAAUACCUUCGAGGCCUGGAAUUCAUAUUCAUGAUUAAUAAAAUAUAGUAAAAUGUCAGUCGGACUGCAUUUGUCUUUUUCAUUGUCAUUGGAAUUGCUGAAAAGUUUAAAACUAUAUUGCUUGUAGUACUUUGUUGAUUUGGGAUCUACCCUGGAUGAGCAUUGUUAUAAAAAUAAAAUAUUUUCAUAAAUAAAAGAUGUUUUAAGAUAUUAUUAAUUAUAUAUAAGAUUUUAAUAUUAUAUUAUUCAAUAUUUUAAUUAAUAAGAGAAAUUAUAUUUUUAAAAUUAAUAUUCAAUAUUGUUAACGAAUUAGAGGAACAAUAUUUUUAUUCAAUAUUUUUAAGAGAAUUAGAGAUAGUAUAUUUUUAACCCUAAUAUAUAUAUACAACAAAAAAAUAAACAAUAUUUUAAACUAAAUAUUAGUUAAACCAUAAAAAUUAACUUAUGACGAUUAUUAAGUAUUAACAUUUAACGAAUAAAUAAAUUCAACCAUUACACCCAACUUUACACAGUAACAUAUGGUUGCCUAUAAAAACGGCCGCAAGUAAAUAUAGCAGCAUCUAGUUUUAUUCUACAUGAUGGUGUUGUAUAAUAGUAAUAGGGUCUAACUCCCUAUAACCUGUAUUACAAAGUGUGAUAAAACCUCCACUAAACGUAAGUUUAUUCUUUUUCCUAUACGACAUCAUAAAAAAUAAUAAUUCCCAACUGGCAGCCCUAGGUUGCGCCUAACCGAUAGCAAGUAACCCGGAUACAUUGUAUUUAUUAUAUUUUAAUUCAUCUUUCAUUUAAACAAGUUUUAUAAAAAAAUCUUAUACCUGUAAAACUCUGCGCCGGAAUCUUAGGUUAUUUCAUUUGUAUAAAUAAAUGCAUAUGAUGAAUGUUUUAUCUUUAAUAAAAAUAAUACGUUUAUCUACAUUUUAUAAUAAUUUGUAAUGGCAAUCUAACUCUCUGGAUUACAAACUAACUUUCUGCAAAUUUUCACCAAAAUUAGUUACUAUUUUUAUAUUUACUUUUUCCUUUGACAAGUAUUGAAAGGAAAUUAUAAAGAUAAUGGAUAUGACAUUCACAUUUUGGUUUUAGAUAUGCAUUCAUCCUUGUUUCACUGUAUAAUUAGGUAUAAAAUAAUGAAAUAAGUAAAUGUUAUUCAGCAUUUAAUCAUAGAAUAAUAUUAAUAUAAUUUCGGAAUUCGUGAUUAUUUUAUUAUUGAAUCAAAAAUUAUAUUAAUUACUUAUAAGACUAAUCGGUUACAGAUCCUAACAUGUUAGUUACUAAAUCUUUUGAUUUUUCAUUAAACUUCAGUUAAGUAUUACGUUACAUUAUUUUUUUUACGUAUGAAUUUAUAUUCAUAAAAAUAAAAUUGUUGAUUCUUUUUAAAUAGGACAAAUACUUUGUUAUAUUAUUUUAAAUAUUCUAUGAAUAUAACUAAUAAUACGAAUUUCAAUGUACACAGAGCGACAAAAGUUUACAAAUCGAAAACCAAUCAGAGGCCUCACCACAUAGUACGUAAUAUAUUAUUCAAGGUAAAUCUGUAUAAAUUGAAUAUUAAAUGUUGUACAUUGGUUAACACAACAGAUUAGAAUAGCCCGAUCGAUUUGGCCAAUAGUCCGAUAAUCCAAUUAAGGAUUUUAGAGAGAGAAAAUAAACAGAAUAUCCACUAAACGCUUUAUUAUUAGAUAUUAGUCAAAUAGUAGCUAUAGUAGUAGCAGUAGUAGUUGUUGUAAUUAAUCUAGUGGAAUCAGUAGGUAUAGGAGUAGAUAUAAUUACACAACUCAACCUAUCCCCUAACUAAUCAGAGCUAUACUGAAGAACAAACAGACAUACUCAAAUUAAAUUUUUUGGGAAUACAUAUUGAACAUAAUAAAAAUCGGUAAAAAAACUUUUAAGUUAAACGGUUUUAUUUUAUGUGCACUGAAAACUACAAAAUAAAUAAAUAGUUACUUACCUAUCAACCUACGUAGGUGAUCUCGGUCAUUAAUAUCUCUGAUGGUAGUGGUUGUCAUAGCAUGAACCAUGUCAGCGGCCGAAAGGCAGUUCAUGAGAGAACACUGACACCAGGGUUUGCUUGGUAGGUAAACUAAGCAGCCCACACUAUAACAAGUAGGUAUUUUGACCUUCUAGUUCAGAAAUAUUUUAGUACUAGGCAGAAUAGCUUUUAGGCAUAUUAGACUAAAAUAAAAACGUGGGGCCCAUUAACUAUUUCUGUAUUACUUUCUACUAUACUAAGUGUGGAUUGCAUUGACUUAUUAUAAUCGUCAUCAUCAUCAUCCUAGCGGUUUAUCCCGGUCGCAUCCGAAACCUCAUAGCUCCGGAGUCCAGGGUCCGCUGAAUCGACUUACUAUAAUCGUUACUGGAGGUUUUGACCAUCAAUAACCAGCCGUUACGGCUUCACCAGCGAACGCUGAGCUCAUGAUCUACCAAAGUAUAAGAUAUGCUCUGCUAUAGGUAUGAUUUCAGAGGGGCCCCACGUUUUUAUUUUAGUCUAAUAUGCCUAAAAGCUAUUCUGCCUAGUACUAAAAUAUUUCUGAACUAGAAGGUCAAAAUACCUACUUGUUAUAGUGUGGGCUGCUUAGUUUACCUACCAAGCAAACCCUGGUGUCAGUGUUCUCUCAUGAACUGCCUUUCGGCCGCUGACAUGGUUCAUGCUAUGACAACCACUACCAUCAGAGAUAUUAAUGACCGAGAUCACCUACGUAGGUUGAUAGGUAAGUAACUAUUUAUUUAUUUUGUAGUUUUCAGUGCACAUAAAAUAAAACCGUUUAACUUAAAAGUUUUUUUACCGAUUUUUAUUUUCUUGUUUUUAGUUUUUAGUAGUGAAAUUGUUUACCGAAUAUUCCUCAUUCUAUUUAAUUCAUUCAGUGCAUCAUUAUUACAUGGUUUCUUACCUGAAAAUUUAGUACAAUCUAAUUCCUCAAUACAUAGCCCUUCCAGAGACUUGACUCGACUUAGAGCCACGUACGCUUGUCCUUCCUCAAACCAUUUUGAGCCCAAAUAUACCACUGCAUGGUCGACGGUGCUGCCCUGCAUUUUAUGGACGGUGAAUGCUCAUGACAAAACUAAGGGCAACAUCCUUUUUUCAGCCGUACCAUAAUUGAAUUUUGCUGGAAACUGUAUGGCUUUAAGGUAAAUAACGUGCAUGCCGUCUGUGCCAAAGUCAAUUAAAACUGAUGAUAUAUCUGUUUCGUACAUUUGGGUUCGACGGAACUGAGACCAAAAAAUUUCUGUAAUGUGGCCUAUAGCGUCAUUUACCAAUCCUUUUGUAACGUCAAUGUUGGGCCGCAACAUUACUUUUGCACCUACAAAUAUUUCAAGUACUGAUGGUAAGCCUCCAGUCUUAUUUAUAUUUGUUGGUAUUUUUUAUUUAUUGUUACCAUGUUGUUCCCACAAUUAAGGGGCAUUUUGACGGUCGACCCCCCCCCCCUCGCAGUCCAGUAAAGGGGCAAGGCUUAAUAUACAACAAGAUGCGCCCAAUCUUGAGGGGGAAGCGCUUACGACAUUACAUUUUUAUCCACCCUAAUGGCAUACAGUCCUCGGCACGUUUUAACCUAUUACCUUAACUUGGGUGGUAUAACUACCGCUUACUAACGAGGUAUCUAAUUACCUAUUUUUUUUUAUCUACCCCUCUAACGUCACACAAUCUUAGACGCAACUGUUCUCGAUACGACUAAUCAUGCCCCCACCUAAUACGCCAUUUUGUAACAGCGUCCAUCUUGAAUUUAAAAUUUUGACAUAAUGACAGUAUUCUGCAGUGUAGUCCUAUUAUUUGAUACCCAUAUUGUGGUGGUUGUGGAAAAAUAUGUACCUAGUCCGCCAUAUGGGAACGGCGUCCAUCUUGAAUUUUAAAUUUUGAUAUAAUCAUCGUGUUUUACUAGUGUAGCCCUUUCAUUUGAUACCCAUAUUGCGGGGGUUAAGGAAAAAAAUAUGUAAUCCGCCAUUUUGUAUCGGCGGCCAUCUUAGAUUUAUAAUGUUAUUGAUUUUAUUAUAUUGUAUUGUCAUCUAAAUUAAAUGUGUGUACCAAAUUUCAGAUCAAUCUGACAACGGGAAGGUGCUUAAAUUCCAAUUUCUAAUUUUGACCCAAAUAAAUAAAUACCGUACAGGUCGAGCUAAAUAAAACCGUUUAAAAAUACUCAGCUCGAUACAGCAAACAUACUUGAAUAUUUUUUUUUUUAGAAAUACAUAUUGUACAUAGAAAUACUCAAAUCAAUACGGUUAAACACAUGAAUAUCAUCCUUAUCGUUUUGGUUUUCAUCAAUCAAUUCUAUGGUGUAGGCCUCCUUCAAUCUUCUCCUUUUUAAUCUAUUUUAGGCAAUCAAAGUCGAAUAGUACCCCGUUAGUCACCAGGUCAUCUUUCUAUCACAUCUAUAGCCUCACUAUGGGGUUUUUACAAUCCCAUGGUCUUCACUUCAGCACAUAUUUGCAAUAUGAAUCAGGCUUCGAGCUAAAUAUUUUAUAAACAUAAAAGUUUAUAUUGUACAGCGAUCGAAUCUGCUACUAUUGGAAGACAUGUCAUUGAUUAAAAAGUGAUACCACGAAUCGAAAUAGUUCAAUAUCCGCAAUAAUUGCUCUACUGCUCCACUAGACAAAGUGCAAACGAAUCUAUCGAUAGAAUCGCUUCGGUCAGCUCUCACAUGAGAAGAACAAGACGCACGUCGCCACCCCAUUCAGUCUAAUGGGCUCACUAGUGAUAACAAUUCUGUCAAUAGAUUCAUUUAUACUUUGUCUAAAGCGGUUGGUUAGUUGGUUCUUCUUUUUCUGUACUUUGUCGCUCUGGUUAACUCUCUAUAUGUUAUAGAUGUAAGAAAAAAAAUAAAAAAAAAGUAGAAUCCUAAUAUAUGUGUUAAAUGUA